Dentiscutata erythropus is the source of this 206-nucleotide messenger RNA. The record is from the annotation of a GenBank genome assembly. Lineage: Eukaryota; Fungi; Glomeromycota; Glomeromycetes; Diversisporales; Gigasporaceae.
GACAAACCACUAAAUGCGAUUUCACCAGCGAUAAUGCGACACCAAAGAUGAUGGCACCAGCAAGUGUAAAACAUGAACCCAACAGUUAUAAUAAUGAAAGACUCAAAUAUACAUCACCAAAUAUUAAACAGCAACCUAGCACCGACCGAACCAUUACGCGACAACAUAAAGCGAAUUCACUAUCAAACGAUAACACUAACAAAUGA